Messenger RNA from Setaria italica (foxtail millet), 1107 nucleotides. Its product is annotated as homeobox-leucine zipper protein HOX14. The transcript has 3 exons. Gene Ontology annotation, molecular function: DNA-binding transcription factor activity, RNA polymerase II-specific; sequence-specific DNA binding. Lineage: Eukaryota; Viridiplantae; Streptophyta; Magnoliopsida; Poales; Poaceae. Gene Ontology annotation, cellular component: nucleus. The coding region runs from base 232 to 924 and encodes 230 amino acids. The record is from RefSeq and is a predicted model, not a curated record. Gene Ontology annotation, biological process: positive regulation of DNA-templated transcription.
CUCGAGACACGCACCCCUGCUUACUUAACACCCCAACUGGGUGCCUUGCCCUGUGGUCCUCCCCUCCUCGAUCAACAACUUCUCCGGCCUCCUGGUCCUCGCACACCACACCACACCACACCCACCCCCCGUCUCCUCUCCACAGCUUCUCUCUCUCUCUAACGCUUGACAAGGAGAGAGAAAGGCGUCUUGUAGCUGAUCCGCCCGGGAGCCGGGAGCGCAGGCAAAAGCAUGGAGCAAUACGACGAGCUCUUUCCUUCCGCCUACGUGGACUCCUCCUCCCCCAUCAUGGUGCCCAACGGCGGCGCGGCGCUGGGGGAGCGGCCGAGAGCGCGGCGCAGGAGGCGGCGGGCGGCGAGGUGCGGCGGCGACGGCGGCGAGCUGGACGGCGGAGGGGACCCCAAGAAGCGGCGGCUGAGCGACGAGCAGGUGGAGGCGCUGGAGCUGAGCUUCCGGGAGGAGCGGAAGCUGGAGACCGGCCGGAAGGUGCACCUGGCCGCCGAGCUCGGGCUCGACCCCAAGCAGGUCGCCGUCUGGUUCCAGAACCGCCGCGCCCGCCACAAGAGCAAGCUGCUCGAGGAGGAGUUCGGCAAGCUCAAGCAGGCACACGACGCCGCCAUCCUCCACAAAUGCCACCUUGAGAACGAGGUGAUGAGGCUGAAGGAGAGGCUGGAGAUCACGGAGGAGGAGCUGGCGCGGCUCAGAUCCGCCGCGGGGAGCCACGCCGUCUCCGGUGACGGCGGCGACGCCAUGGGCCGCGUCGUCUGCAGCGGGAGCCCGAGCUCGUCGUUCUCCACGGGCACAUGCCAGCAGCCGGGCGUCCGCGAUCACCUCGGGGACGACGACCUGCUCUAUGUCCCUGACUAUGCCUGCUACCCUGACAACAGUGUGGUCGAGUGGUUUAGCCUGUAUGGACUGAUGUAAGCGAAGCUAUCAGUGAUAUGGUAUGCCGCCAGAUUAAUUCUAGCUAGUCAUCAUAGUGUCAUUGCCGUGUGCUGAUUUCUAAGUGUGCGUGUUAUUAUGUACAUAAACCAAGUUCUUAGUGGCAAAAUAUAGCCAGCUAGGUACUGCUAGUACUUGAAUUUCAGAUGAUGUUGUGUUUACCCA